AUGGCUGAUAUUGAGAAGCCGUUCCCCGUUGAGACUGAAAAGGUCGACAACACGACCAUCGAAUACGAGCGAGCCCAGCUUUUGGCUCAUCUACCAGACCCUGAUGCCGGAAAGACGGUGGAAGAGCGUCAAGCUAUUGAAAAGAAGCUGAUGUGGAAGGUUGAUCUGGCCCUUAUCCCAUGGCUAUCCUUUCUAUAUCUCUUAUCCUUCCUCGACCGUACCAAUAUCGGAAACGCUCGCCUCGCUGGUCUCGAAGUUGAUCUUGGAAUGGUUAAAGGGGACUACAAUAAUGCAUUGACGAUCUUCUUCGUCUCGUAUGCUGUCGUCGAACCUGCAACAAAUGCCCUACUCAAGAAGAUCACGCCUCGAUUAUUCUUUACCCUUAUCAUUCUGACAUGGGGACUUAUAAUGACUCUUAUGGGGCUUGUUACCAACGUCAAGGGCCUGCUAGCAGCUCGCUUCUUCCUCGGUAUGGCCGAAGCCGGACUCUUCCCUGGAGUCAACUAUUAUCUCUCUUGUUGGUAUAAGAGCUCUGAAAUCGGCAUCCGGUCUUCUAUCUUUUUCUCAGCAGCUGCACUAGCGGGCUCCUUCGGCGGCUUGCUCGCAGCAGUCAUUGCAAAAAUGGAUGGAAUCGGCGGGAAACCUGGUUGGGCUUGGAUCUUCAUCUUGGAGGGCCUUGCAACUGUUGUAGCCGGACUGGCGUGCUGGUGGCUCGUCUUUGAUUGGCCAGCAACAGCAAGCUUCCUCAGCGCUGAUGACCAGAUCCGAGUACAACGUCGCUUAAUUAUGGACCGACAAGGCCGAACGGCAGAGGAUUUCGAUAAGAGACAUAUGUUUGCUGCACUCAAGGACUGGAAGACAUAUGGAUAUAUGCUUAUCUAUAUGGGCUGUCUUACUCCUCUAUAUGCCUUCUCCCUGUUUCUCCCGACUAUCAUUGCCGGCAUGGGGCAUGCAGGUACCAAGGCCCAGCUUCUCUCUGUGCCUCCUUAUGCAGUUGCAGCGGCUCUCACUAUCUGUGUGGGAUUUUACGGCGACAGGACCCGGCAGCGAGGUUACUGCAACAUAGCCAUUGUUUUGCUGGGCAUUGCUGGUUUUGCUAUGCUUAUAGCGACGUCUAACCCGACAGUGCAGUAUGUGGGUGUAUUCCUCGGGGCAGCAGGCAUUUACCCUACCGUCCCCAACACUCUCUCCUGGCUGAACAAUAAUACUGAGGGGUCACUAAAGCGUGCCUUUGUGCUGGGAGUAGUGGUAGGCUGGGGCAAUUUGAAUGGCGUGGUGUCAUCAAACAUCUACUUGCUUCGGGAAAAGCCCCGAUACUAUACGGGGCAUGGGGUUGUCUUUGGCUAUCUGGUGGUUUUCUUGCUCGGGGGAUCUAUCUUGAUGCAUCUUGGACUUCGCAAGAUGAACAGAGAUCGCAGCCUUGGCAAGAUGGAUGCCAAAUGGGACAGUUUGUCAGAUGAACAGAAGUGGGUUCAAGGUGACCUGCGACCUGACUUCAAAUACACACUAUAG
Molecule: messenger RNA, 1512 nt
Organism: Fusarium mangiferae
Lineage: Eukaryota; Fungi; Ascomycota; Sordariomycetes; Hypocreales; Nectriaceae
Exons: 2
Coding region: 1-1512 (503 amino acids)
Biological process (GO): transmembrane transport
Cellular component (GO): membrane
Molecular function (GO): transmembrane transporter activity
Source: RefSeq, a predicted model, not a curated record